AGGCGGCGGAAGGAUACCUCUGGCAUCCAGACACCAAGUUGGAGUCUGUGGCUGCGCGCAUUGAUCAGGUCUGCUCGCUGGGGGUGUGCUGAGGCUCAGACUGUCAGUCAUUCUGCGAUCAGUGGCUGCACACAGCAUACAGAGCAGCUGGCAGCCCACUCCACAGAACGGGGAGAAAAAAUACUAUUUCCCGCAAAAUAACACUCAGCUGCAGCCUGCCUCCUAUACAUCAUUUACCAUAAGAGGGGAUUAACACAAUUCAGCAGCAUCUUUGGACCCAUUUUCACCUAUAGGAGCAGCAGGAGAAAUUCCUCCAUCUGCAGUCUUACAAUGCUGCACACCAAGGACCUCAUCUGGACUUUAUGUUUCCUGGGAGCUGCAGCUGCUUUGCAAGUGAAUAUUGUUCCAGAUCAAGGGGAAAUUAGUCUUGGGGAGUCGAAAUUCUUCCUAUGUGAAGUAAGCGGUGAAGCAAAAGAAAUAUCUUGGUAUUCCCCUUCUGGAGAGAAGUUGGUGAGCCAACAGCAGAUCUCGGUGGUGAAAAACGAUGAUUAUUCCUCAACCCUUACCAUAUACAAUGUGAGCACCCAAGAUGCCGGAAUCUAUAAAUGUGUUGCUAGCAGCGAGACCGAAGGAGAGUCGGAAGGCACCGUGAAUCUCAAGAUUUACCAGAAGCUGACCUUUAAGAACGCACCCACCCCGCAGGAGUUCAAAGAAGGAGAAGAUGCUGUUAUUGUCUGUGAUGUUUCUAGUUCAAUGCCUUCAAUUAUUAAAUGGAAGCACAAAGGAAAAGACGUCAUUUUCAAGAAAGAUGUCAGAUUUCAUGUGCUUACCAACAACUACCUACAGAUUAGGGGCAUUAAGAAAACAGAUGAGGGGACUUAUCGCUGUGAGGGACGUAUACUGGCUCGCGGAGAGAUCGACUACAAGGAUAUCCAAGUCAUAGUCAACGUUCCACCAACUGUUCGUGCCCGGCAGGUGGAGAUCAAUGCCACGGCCAACAUGGGAGAGUCUGUUACCCUGGCCUGUGAUGCUGAUGGCUUCCCCGAGCCUGAUAUCAUCUGGACAAAGAAAGGGGAGCAGAUCGAGGAUGAGGAUGAAAAAUACAGCUUUAAUGACGACAACACCGAAAUGACUAUCAAUCGCGUAGAAAAGGAUGAUGAAGCUGAAUACUCCUGUAUAGCCGAGAACAAGGCCGGAGAGAGUGAUGCCAUCAUUGCUGUGAAAGUCUUCGCAAAGCCCAAAAUCACCUAUGUUGAAAACAAAACUGCAGUGGAGUUAGACAACGAGAUUACUUUGACCUGCGAGGCAUCCGGAGAUCCAAUCCCCAGCAUUACCUGGAGAACUGCAACUCGCAACAUCAGCAAUGAGGAGAAGGCUUCGUGGACACGGCCACAGAAACAAGAGACAUUGGAUGGACGUAUUGUGGUCAAAGGCCAUAUCCGGAUGUCCUCUCUUACUCUAAAGGACAUUCAGUACACGGAUGCUGGAGAAUACUUCUGCGUUGCUAGCAACACCAUUGGCCAAGAUACCCAAGCCAUGUACUUUGAAGUGCAGUAUGCGCCUAAAAUCCGGGGCGCUGUGGUGGUCUAUACCUGGGAGGGUAAUCCAGUUAAUAUCACCUGCGAGGUGCUUGCUUAUCCAAGCGCUAAGGUUUCCUGGCUCAGAGAUGGACAGCUUCUGCCAAGCUCAAACUUCAGCAACAUCAAAAUCUAUAACACUCCACAUGCCAGCCACCUGGAGAUAAACCCCGAUUCAGAGAACGAUUUUGGAAACUACAACUGCACUGCCGUCAAUAGCGUCGGCCAGGAGUCUGCCGAGUUCAUACUGGUACAAGCCGAUACACCUUCUUCACCAAGCAUUCUCAGGGUGGAAUCCUACUCCAGCACGGCCAUGGUUGAGUUUGAUGAACCAGAUGCCACCGGUGGAGUACCCGUCCUCAAGUACAAAGCAGAGUGGAAAACUGCAUCACAGGAGAAGUGGCACUCAAGGCUGUAUGAAGCCAAAGAGGCAAAUGCAGAGGGCAUCAUUACACUGACCAGCCUGAAACCCCAAACUCAAUAUACAUUGAAGCUGUCAGCUAUCAACGGGAAAGGGCUCGGGGAAUCCACAUCACCAUUUGACUUUGUGACUCAGCCAGUCCGCGAACCCAGCGCUCCUAAGCUACAAGGCACCAUAGGAGAUGAUGGAAACUCCAUUAAGGUGAACCUGAUCAAGCAAGAUGAUGGCGGCUCCCCCAUCCGACAUUACUUGGUCCAAUUCAAAGCUAAAAACGCAGUGGAAUGGAAACCUGAAAUGAAGAUUCCGUCCAGCAGUGACCAUGUCUUGCUCAAGUCUUUGGAAUGGAACGCAGAGUACGAGGUGUUAGUGGUGGCUGAAAAUCAACAAGGAAGGUCUAAAGCAGCUCACUUCAAGUUUUAUACCAUGGGAAAACCCACAGUCAUUCCAGCCACCACUACCACCAGUUCGGGCUUAGGGACCGGAGCUAUCGUGGGCAUCCUCCUUGUCGUCUUCAUCCUUGUCUUGGUGGCCGUGGAUGUAACCUGCUACUUCAUGAAUAAAUGCGGCCUGCUCAUGUGCAUUGCAGUUAAUUUCUGUGGGAAAGCGGGUCCUGGCGCUAAGGGCAAGGACAUUGAGGAAGGAAAGGCAGCAUUUUCGAAAGAUGAAUCAAAGGAACCUAUUGUGGAGGUUCGAACAGAAGAGGAAAGAACACCAAACCAUGAUGGAAGCAAUCAGACAGAACCCAACGAGACUACACCACUAACAGAACCUGAGCAUCCAGCUGACACCACAGCAACUGUUGAGGACAUGCUGCCUUCUGUAACUACUGUUACUACUAAUUCUGACACUAUCACUGAAACUUUUGCUACAGCUCAAAAUAGCCCUACCAGUGAGACCACUACUCUAACUUCCAGCACUGCCCCACCACCUUCCAGCGCUCCCGAUUCUGUGCAGUCAAGUCAGGCAACUCCUUCCAAAGCAGAGGCGCCUGCUGCCUCCUCACCUCCUCCCACCUCCACCCCAAAGGUUGCCGCUCUGGUAGAUCUCAGUGACACCCCACCUGCCAACAAUCCAUCUAACACUGUAGCAAACCAAGGGGGUGUCCUGAAUCCUAGUGCUGAGACUAAAAAGGCUGUCACCAAAUCACCUGCUACAGUACCCACAAAUGUCACCAGCCCCCCAGCUACUCCUGAGGCAAAGCAGGUGAAGCAGGAGCCAUCAGGUACCAAAGGUCCAGAUGAGGAAGUAGCACAGCCCAGCGAAGUGAAAAGUCCAACUGAGGCCACCAAGGCUGAGGGGCCUUCCCUCACCAACCCAAAACCCACCCAAAAUGAGGACUUUCAAAUUGAUGGGGGGACCUUCAAGACUCCAGAAAUUGACCUUGCAAAGGAUGUUUUUGCAGCUCUUGGAACUUCUACUCCUGCCACUGUGGCUAGUGGGAAAACUGCUGAUCUGGUUUCUUCCACUGCAGACACCUCUGUACCGCCUGCUUCAAAGACCGAGAAGGCCCCUGUAGAAGAGAACUCUAAGCCAGAUGAAUCAGAAAGCAAGAGCACUCCAGCAGAAGUGAAAACAGUUCCCACUGAAGCCACUCAAACAAACGUGGACGAGAGCAAAGCAUGAUUUCGCCUUGGGGAGGGGGGUGUGUUAAAGGGGAAAGGGAAAGUGAUACGAAAAUAAUGUCUGAAGAGCCUCAUGCUAGCCAUUUACAGAGUGAGGUACAUACACACACUUCAUCAUUCCUCUCAAAUCUUGGCCUUUGUUGUUUUUCUCUUUAUUUUUUUUAAGGAAAACCUGUUUGUUUUUUUUGUGAGAUUGUAGAAAGGGUUUAUCUCUUGUGCACAUGCUUUUUACGAACAAAACCAAGGGGGGAAAUGUCAGUACGAGAAGUCCCACGCAGUGUCUUCAAAACUGCAAGUGUGUUCCAGUUUGUCCUUGACCAAUAUUUGUCAUUGAGAAGGGCAUAGGUCUGGACCGCCGAGAGCAUUGUAUUUAACUGUGUUGUAACUCCGCUCAUCCUCCAUAUGCUCCUCUGGCAGUGAAAGGGUUUGUAUUUAAAAAUGUUGAAUUGUUUGUCUAGGUUAAUAAACAUGAAGGAAAGCA
Spea bombifrons (plains spadefoot toad) is the source of this 4101-nucleotide messenger RNA. RefSeq names its product neural cell adhesion molecule 1 (gene NCAM1). The coding region runs from base 331 to 3621 and encodes 1096 amino acids. The record is from RefSeq and is a predicted model, not a curated record. Gene Ontology annotation, cellular component: neuron projection; membrane. Gene Ontology annotation, molecular function: protein binding. The transcript is spliced from 20 exons. Gene Ontology annotation, biological process: cell adhesion. NCBI's taxonomy places the organism in Eukaryota, Metazoa, Chordata, Amphibia, Anura, Pelobatidae.